This is a messenger RNA of Gamsiella multidivaricata, 1803 nucleotides long. Its product is annotated as acyltransferase ChoActase/COT/CPT. The transcript is spliced from 2 exons. The record is from RefSeq and is a predicted model, not a curated record. Gene Ontology annotation, biological process: carnitine metabolic process. The annotation marks the transcript as partial. NCBI's taxonomy places the organism in Eukaryota, Fungi, Mortierellomycota, Mortierellomycetes, Mortierellales, Mortierellaceae. Gene Ontology annotation, cellular component: peroxisome; mitochondrion. Gene Ontology annotation, molecular function: carnitine O-acetyltransferase activity.
AUGGACAAGGGCCAAGACCAGCUGCCGUCCUUACCCGUCCCUCCUUUGGAUCAGACCUUGACAAGAUACCUAGAGUCGAUCCGACCCCUGACUUCCGAUGAUGAAUACAACCGAAUGGCCGAUGCAGUCCAGCAAUUUAAUCAGUCCGGUCAAGGCCCUUCGCUUGACCAGAGGCUGCGUAAACAUGCCAAGGAAUGCGAAGCGAGAGGCACGAGCUGGUUGGCAGAGUGGUGGGAUGAUUGGGCUUACUUCUCACACCGCGACUCGUCCACGUUCUUUGUCAACUACUAUUUCGGAUUCCAGGAUGAUCCGCGCAUGCCCACCCAAACAGCCCGCGCUGCGCUGCUCGUCAGUCUUGCCCUGGAAUUCAGGCAAUUGAUCUCAAAUCGAACAUUGACUCCUGAUAUGGCUAGAAAUUCGCCCUUCUGCAUGAACAUGUACCGCUUCCUGUUCAACUACAGCCGCAUCUCCGGGACCCCCACUGAUGCCGCCGUCGGCUUCCCUACUGAGGCCAACAAUCACAUAUGUGUCGUCCGCAAUGGCAAGUUCUACAUCUUCGAGACACAGCAUAUACCCUCAAAGCCAUCUUCAGUUCUCAGUCCACGCGAGAUCAUGAUCCAGUUGGAGCGCAUUAAAAAGAUGGCCGACGAUGACAAGUCGUCUGCCCCCGCCGUCGGCAUCCUGUCCACGGGCCAGCGCGAUCAGGCUGCCAAGGACCGUGUCACUCUCUUCGAGGCCCAUGCGACUAACAAGGCCCAUAUGGCCAAGAUCGAGUCCUCGAUGUUUGUCCUUUGCUUGGACUCGACUUCGCCCUCGACAUCUGAAGAGUUCUCACGCGCGUGCUGGCAUGGAGACGGAGCCAGUCGUUGGUUCGACAAAUGCUUCCAGUUGAUCGUCUUUGCGAAUGGCCGUGCAGGAAUGAAUGGAGAGCACUCCAAGAUGGAUGCAACCCCCACGUCGCGUCUCUGCCGCUACCUAAUUGACGAGGCCCAGGCUCGUACCCUGCCAGACUUUCGAGGACUGAAUGCAGAGGAUUUGUACGAAAUCGCCUCUGUUCUGGAUAAGCCCCAGCCGCUCAGCUUUGUCAGCAGCUCCGCUCUCGACAGGGCCAUUGCGAACGCCUUUGCGUACUUCAGGGCCACUGUGGACGCACACGAGAUGAUCCCGACAGAGUUCAGGGGCUAUGGCAAGGGUCUCAUCAAAUCGUUUAAAAUGUCGCCGGAUGCCUAUGUGCAAAUGGCUCUGCAGCUUGCCUAUUACCGCAAGCACAAAGAGUUGGUUGCUACAUACGAAUCUGCAGCCACACGAAAGUACCGGCACGGUCGCACAGAGACAGCCCGAUCGUGUUCCAACGAAAGCAAGGUCUUUUGCGAGGCCAUGGAUAAUCCCGACGCAAGUCUUAAAGUGCGCGUUGCUGCCUGCCGCGCUGCCGUCGCGAGACAUGCACAGUACACUGCCUGGGCCGUGGAUGGACAGGCAGUCGAUCGUCAUCUGCUUGGUCUGCGGUUGAUCCGGAAGCCAGAUGAGCCGAUUCCGGCCCUAUUUGCAGACCCAGUCUUCGCACGUACUUGCCGCUGGCGACUCUCGACAUCUCAAAUCUCAGACGACUGCUUCAUUGCAUAUGGAUGGGGUGAGGUUGUUCCGGAUGGCUAUGGAUGUGCCUAUAUGGUCAAGGAGUCAGAGCUGUACUUUUGUGUAACGAGUUUGAAGCUGGGCUCCAAAGAAUUUGGCCAACACAUUGUCGACGCGCUCGAGGACAUGCGGUUCACGUUCGAGGAGGUACGCAAGAUUGAAAAGGCCGAG